AAAUUUUAUCAUAUUUCAAUUGAUGUUCUUAACCUGCACAUAAACAUUUUAGAUGAGACUAUAUUUAUGGACAACCUGUGAGCGACGGUAGAGUAACCUUGAGAGUGUCCACCUAAUAACUAGGACCAAAUGAGGGUUGUAAACCAGUGUGAUGAAUUAGAACUAUGAUUUACAGUUGAUGGUUAAGGCAAGGAGUUAGAUUUACGGUUUUCAUCACGAACUAACAUAAGCUAAAAUGCCAAAACUCCACUCAUUCAAAUGGAUGAGUGAAUUUCACGCCAAAAUCCGAGCCUUUUUACCUUGUAUCUGAUUGGUUCGUCCAUAAAUAAUUAUAGUCUCGCCUGAUUGGACUGUAUAUACAUGGAACCAAUUAUUAUAAUAAGUGCAUUGGUUUUAUGUGGUAUAAUGUAAUGGGAAAGUUUGGAGAACACCUAUUAUCGGUUAUUUAAUUACAUAGUAUACACAGGUCAGAAGACUUCUUUAUGUUUCACCGCAUCGAUUUCAGUGUUUUAUAACAGACAUAAUAUCAACUACAACUCAAUAUUCAGGUAACAAUCCAUGCGCUCAGCUAACCUUGUGUAUGUUAUGGUUAUUGAUAUUAGAUAACAUCGAAUAGCUUAGUUGGAGUGAGUCUUGGAUUUUUAACAUUAUGGUCCAAACUUUAGAAUAGUAAUUGGUGUGUACAGGGGAACAAGAAGCCCUGACAAACUACGAAAGCAAUUUUUCGGGACGUUAUUUCAUUUUAUGCAAAGCUUGUAAAACACUAACAUUUAUUUUUGUCCCUAAUCUAUUCUACGUUACAUAAGCUUUCGUUUGAUGUGUGAUUCAUUGCCAUACCCUUAUCUGUUCCGAAGCAAUAGUAAUUUAAACAUAUUUUGCACCCUAUUUUCUACUCUAAUUCCCAGCUUUGGACAUAGUUGUAUUUUUCCUAAUUAUUGUACGUUGUUGUUGGGUUAGUCACCUAUUUAUUCAUGUACCUUUUACACUAAUCUGAAAUCAGGAUAUCGAGAGUAGAUCGAGUAGUGUUCCAGUUGACUUGUUACUAUAACAUUCAAUAUUGACAUUUGGUAAUAAACAAUAAUUAAUCAAUGCUAUCUGUCAUAUUAUUGGCGUAGAAUGAAAAACCUUAAAACAAUGUUCCAAUAAGCCUAUAGUAAAUUAGGAGUACAUUGUAGCGAAGCUUGAAAUGAAACAAAUUUAACUUGUUAAAUUUAUUACUUAACAUACUCUCAUCAUGCUUUUAUCUAUCAUCUUUUGUAUCUAUACUGAACUAUCCCAUGAGGGUUUGACGUGGUUGGCAUUUACAUUAUGAUUGCGCAACGUGAUAAAUGGACUCUUAGAAUUAAAGCCAUUUGCUUCAUACUCAUUGCCCUUUUCAUCAUAUGGUUGAUCAACAUCUCACUAAGUUUACUCUAUCAUGGUAUAUACAAUGAAAGUUACACAUUCUUAUCAGAGAACAUGGAACUGAUUGAUGGGAAUAUAUUUGCUUCAAACUCUUCAGAGUUCAACCUGGCUAUGAAAUUGCACAAAAUGUAUUCUACUAUUAAUGAAACUUCCAUUCAAAAUCACCCUCUGAGAUUUGAUGUAGAAGAAAACAGACUGAAGAGAUUAUAUGACUCGUUAAGUAAAAAUAAUUCAUUACAAAAUGUAAGAAAUAAAAUCAAUGCUUCAAUUUGAUGAAGAUGUGGUUAUUAAAUCCCGUUUAACGCUUAUCAAUAUACUGAAGGAAUACAUGCUCAAACAAUUAAAUCCGGAAUCCAACUCAAAAAUUAUAGAUCUAUUUAACGAGAAAACUGAUACAUUUACUACAGCAAUAAGAAACCAUUUUGUGUUAGAAGAGAUCAACAAAUUCUUUAAUAAGAUAAACUCCACCCAAUGUUCAAAUGUUCUUUUAUCAGGUUCCACACAUUCUAAGUAUCUAAUCACAUCAAAUGAAAUCGAAAAUCAUUAUGGCACAAAUGUUUCAAAUGAAUCAAUUUCUGGUCAAAUUUCUUAUGAUGUUAUAUGGGAUGCUGAUGAUCGUAAUGAUUCAUUAAUUUCUAAUGAAUCUAAUGAUAUCAUAUUUUACGUUGCUUGUUCUCACAAUGUAUUUGUUUCUAAUAAAGAUAUUGUCUAAUGCGAAAUAAGGAUCUAACACUGAUAUAUAAAAAUGUUUAUUAAAAAAACAAUGAGAUUAAAUGAUAAUGGUCUUUAUAGGUUUACUAUGUAACUCCAUUUUGGAGUAUUUUACAGCGAUCUCUCUCUUCUAUGCAAACUGAGACUACCUACCGAACUACUGAAACCCUCAAGUUGAUUAACAGCGGUUUCAUCUCUUGAUUGUACCACUCCAUCUAGAAUUAUCAAUAAGCUACCAUUUCUAUUCCAAUUGUUCAACGUCACAAUUCAAGAUAUCUUAACAUAAUUUGGGGAAAAAUACGUAAUUAUCAGUCAGCUACACCGUUGCUGCUACCUUGAUAUGGUGGUCGAGCUUGCUUAUCUUGAUGAACCAACCUAGCUUUCUGUGGUAUGGAUCAAAUUACAUUUGAAAAUGGACAAUAUUUUACACAUAAUAACAAUUCUGAUAUUUUUCAUGAACACAAUUUCAUAUGGAAUGAUUAUGGAGCAACAUAAUGCUGUACACUAUUCACAAAUGAUUGUAAUAUGGUGAUGGAGGCACCAAGUAGAUUAUUUAUUUAAACACAUAAGCAUUGGUACAAGGAGGCACCAAGUAGAUAUGCGCCACGUAAAUCAUUCAAAUUUUGUGAGGGCUGUGAUACUGGCCGGAUGCCCAAACCGAAGCAGGUGGUUUUCUUAGGGGCCACACCUCGAGCCUUUGACCUAAAGGUCUGACCCACAAGGUAGUGGAGCAUCGUGAGGAGAUGGAGUCCCAUGGUAGCCGGUGACCAACGAUUGGUUCAUACUCCAUUUGUUCCUUCAGGAUACUGGAGCCCAUGUACACCAUUGGGAUGGAAAGAUGGCGUGAAGCUGAUGCACUUAUUUUAACAAAAGAUGAACAACCAAAUGGAAUUCGACCAAAUGGACAAUUAUGGUUUAGUCUAACACAUGAAUCUUCUAAACAUAUAUCAUUGGCAAACACACUAG
Molecule: messenger RNA, 3081 nt
Organism: Schistosoma haematobium
Lineage: Eukaryota; Metazoa; Platyhelminthes; Trematoda; Strigeidida; Schistosomatidae
Exons: 2
Coding region: 1664-2116 (150 amino acids)
Source: RefSeq, a predicted model, not a curated record